UUCUAGGCACUUUACAUAUUCUGUACUAAAUCAUUUUAACUUUACAAAAGCCUUUGAUACUGGUACUUUUAUUAACCGAUUUUACCAAUGGGGAAACUGAGUUCAUUUGCUUGUCCAAGGGUAUACAGCUAAUUAAGUGGCAGAGCCAGGAUUUAGAGUUUGGACAAUUUAUCCUCAUCCCUGGACUAGUCUUAACCACUGUGGCAGUGGUUCUUGACCUGGAGCACUUUUGCCCCAGGGGACAUUUGGUAUUGUCUGGAGAUGAUUUGGGUUGGUACUACUGGGUGUGAGAGCUGGAGAAAUUCUGAUAUCUGAUCAAGAUGCCUGGUAAACCAAAUGCUUCUAAGAAAAAGUAUCAACAGCUAAAAAGAAAUCCAAAAAGAAAAACUGAUGAUGAGGAAGUAGAGUUGUCAGAGGAAGAGGUUAGAAACACAGCAAAAAGAAAGCAAAAUCAUCCAAAGCAUCUGUCCCCUGAAGGACAACCAAAGCAUACUAAUAUAAAACAGAUAAAGAUAGCAUCCAACAAGAGAAAAACCUGGCAACCUCUUUCAAAGAGUAGCAGAGACCAUUUGCAAACUAUAAUGGAAUCGGCAAUAAUAACAAUUUUAAGUGAAAAUAUUAAAGAAAAAGAAGAAAUGCAAUAUCAUCUCAACUUCCUGAAGAAAAGAUUGCUACAACUGUAUGAAACCCUGAAAGUCCCUCCUGAAAAGCUGAAAGAUUUAGCCAAUGUGUCAAGUCUAUUGAAUAUGGAAAGGGCACAGGGCAGAGCCAAUGAGGAAAGUCUGGAAUUAUUGCAGGAAGAAAUAGAUAAAAUGGUAGAGACCACAGAGUUGAUGACUGGGAAUAUUCAGAGCCUAAAGAACAAAAUUGAAAUUCUGGCAAGUGAGGUGGAAGAAGAAGAGAAGACACUAAAACAGGUGCUCCAAGUGGAUAGUAGUGGUGUACUUGCUCUUCCAGAACUUUCUCAGAAUAGUCUUAAAGCACCCAUACUUCAGAAAGAAAUUUUGGCACUAAUUCCAAACCAGAAAGCUCUUCUAAAGGACUUGGAUAUUCUUCAUAAUUCAUCCCAGAUUAAGGACAUGUUAAUGUUCAUUGAAGAAGCCUAUAAGAAAUUGGAUGCCACUUGAAGAGUUUUUUUAAGAUUGUUUCAUAUUAAUUUAAUGUUUAUGCAUUUAUUAAACGAUUAACCCAUGAUAAUAUUACAGAGGCUGAGGCUUCUACAGGAUUUAUCCCCUGAUAUGCACUUUCAAAUUAGCUUCUGUAGAUCUACCAUUAGCAUCUAAUGGAUUUCUGAAAACUCUUUUUAGCAGUUGCCAAAUCUAUGAAAUCAAUAUUUAUGUUGUCGUAUUGCAAUUAUUUGCCUAAAACCGUUAAACAAGAACAGUCAUGAUCUAAUCAUUUAUAAUGGUUAAAUGAAGCUCAUUUACUGCUUAAAUAUGGAAUUGUGGUAUCUAAAUUAUGUACAGUACCUAGUAUAUAAAAGCACAAGUGUUUGCUAUAUCACUCAUUCUGUACUAAUGGCUUGCAUUUUCUGUCUGAUCAUCUGGAAGUUGAAAAAUCCUCAAAGGCCUUCACUUUUUUUACCUAACUCUGUAGUCUUUUUAUGAACUAGUUAACAUUUGCCAGGUAUAUUUAACUUUGGAGGUAACAAUAACAUUUUAUUUCUUUGGUUGGUUAGUGAAUAGAUGUUGAACAUUUAUUUUCUACUGUCAUGAAAGCAUACUUUUACUUGUAAAAUAAAAUAA
Molecule: messenger RNA, 1745 nt
Organism: Microcebus murinus (gray mouse lemur)
Lineage: Eukaryota; Metazoa; Chordata; Mammalia; Primates; Cheirogaleidae
Source: RefSeq, a predicted model, not a curated record